AUGUUUACUUUCUUUCUUUCCUUUUUCUUUCUUUCAUUCUUUCUUUCUUUAUUUCUUUCUUUCUUUCUUUCUUUCUUUCUUUCUUUUUUUUUAUUUCUUUCUUUCUUUCUUCCUUCCUUUCUUUCUUUCUUUCUUUCUUUCUUUUUCUUUUCUUUCUUUCUUUUCUUUCUUGUCAUAUUAUUUCUUUCUUUCUUUUCCGUCCAAUAUUCUUUCUUUUUUUCUUUCCCCUCUAUAUUUCCUGUUCCAUAUUUCUUUUAUAUUCUUUCUUUUAAAUUUUCUUUCUAUUUCAUUUUCUCAACAUUUUCUUAUGUUUACUUAUUUCUUUUUCUUUUGUUUUCUUUCUUUCUUUCCUUUUUUCUUUCUUUCUUUCUUUCUUUCUUUCUUUCUUUCUUUUGUCAGACAUUAUUUCUUUCUUUCUCUCCCCGUCCAAUAGUUUUUAUUUCUUUCUUUAUUUCUUCCUUCCUUUCUUUCUUUCUUUCUUUCUUUCUUUCUUUCUUUCUUUCUUCCGUCCAAUAUUUUCUUUCUUUCUUUCUUGUCAUAUUAUUUCUUUCUUUCUUUUCCGUCCAAUAUUCUUUCUUUCUUUCUCCCUCUCUAUAUUUCCUGUUCCAUAUUUCUUUUAUAUUCUUUCUUUUAAAUUUUCUUUCUAUAUCUCAACAUUUUCUGCUACUUAUUUCUCUUAUGUUUACUUUCUUUCUUUCCUUUUUCUUUCUUUCUUUCUUUCUUUCUUUCUUUUGUCAGACAUUAUUUCUUUCUUUCUCUCCCCGUCCAAUAGUUUUUAUUUCUUUCUUUCUUUCUUUCUUCCUUCCUUUCUUUCUUUCUUUCUUUCUUUCUUUCUUUCUUUCUUUCUUUUCAGAUAUAAUUUAUUUAUUUUUCUUUCCUUUCUUAUUUUGUCAGAUAUCAUUUCUUUUUUCCGUUUUCUUUCUUCCCGUCCAAUAUUUCUUUAUAUUCUUUCUUUUUUUUCUUUCUAUAUUUCAUUUUUUCUUAUUUUUAUGUUUCUUUCUUUCUUUCUUUCUUUCUUUCUUUCUUUCUUUCUUUCUUUCUUUCUUUUGUCAGAUAUUAUUUCUUUCUUUCUCUUCCCGUCCAAUAGUUUUUCUUUCUUUCUUUCUUUCUUUCUUUCUUUCUUUCUUUCUUUCUUUUUUCAGAUAUUAUUUCUUUCUUUUCUUAGUUUUUCUUUCUUUUGUCAGAUAUUAUUUCUUUCUUUUCUUUCUUUCUUCUUUCUUUCCAAUAGUUUUCUUUCUUUCUCUUUUCUUUUUUUUCUUUCUUUCUUUCUUUCUUUCUUUCUUUCUUUUGUCAGAUAUUAUUUCUUUCUUUCUCUCCCCGUCCAAUAGUUUUUCUUUCUUUCUUUCUUUCUUUCUUUCUUUCUUUCUUUCUUUCUUUCUUUCUUUCUUUCUUUCUUUCACGAUUUACAUCUAUUCGGUCUUAGCCUCUUCAAAUCUUUAG
Messenger RNA from Acanthosepion pharaonis, 1440 nucleotides. NCBI's taxonomy places the organism in Eukaryota, Metazoa, Mollusca, Cephalopoda, Sepiida, Sepiidae. The record is from the annotation of a GenBank genome assembly.